AUGUCGGAGCACGGACCCGGCCAUUUUCAGCAUCGCCGUGACAAGCUGCGCAUCUUCAGCAGCCCCCUUGUUCGUCGAACGAGCACCGGUGGUAGCGAUGAAUCGGAAGACAGCACCCGCCAUCCCAUCGAACACAGUCACACCGAGUUCAAGGGCGGAUACGCUCACGAUGAUGAAAACUUGCCUCGAUUCAAACGCUACGAGGAGCCGACGCUUCUGGAAAUCUUCUUUGACCUCUUCUUCGCCGCCAACUACAAUGUCUUCUCCGACACCCAGCAGGUCACCAACCACGCCAAAUUCAAGGCCUAUGUUGGAUAUUUCUGUCUCCUCUGGUUGACUUGGUUUCUCGUCACUCUCUUCGACGUCCGCUUUGUUACGGACAGCAUCUUUUCCCGCGUCACCAGAGCCAUCCAGCUUGGGGUUUUGGUAGGCUUCGCUGUGGUUGCGCCAAAGUUCAACCCUAGCAACCAGCACCGAGACACGAUGCGAGCCAUGUCCCUCAUCCUCAUGAUCUCGCGACUCUGUCUGGCGGUCGAGUAUGCUUCCACCCUUUGGCAUGUGAGAAAGUACAAAAAGGCACGACUGCCUCUCUACGUGCAAAUCGCUCUCCACCUCUGCGCAUCAGCAGUGUAUUUCGGCAUCUCCUUCCGCUUCCGGGUCGGAGAGCGCAGCCGAGUGUACAUGACGUGGUACUUUAUCUCGGGUGCAGAGGCCAUCGGCAGUCUGCUCUUGUCCAACUUCUCACCCGUCGUCAGCCUCACCAAGACGCAUUUGAUGAAGCGUAUGACCCUCUUGACUGUCAUGAUUAUGGGCGAUGGCAUCGUUCAAGUAGCCAAAGAAGUUGUGAUAAUCGUCAAGAACCCGGAUGCGUGGGACUCGACAACCAUUGGUCUCGUCUCGGCAGCAGCGGCGACAAUCUACUUCGUUUUCUUGAUCUAUUUCGACUGGCUAAAGUCGUCCUUCUACCUUCCCCCCGUACGACAACAGCUUUGGACGGCCAUUCACCUGCCGUUUCAUCUCGCCCUGGUCUUGUUCAUGCAAGGGUUUACGCAAUACCUCAUUUGGUCCAAGAUCAUUAACCAGUUUAACCGCCUCGUCCUGAUCGCGGACCCGCGGGAUGAUGCAAAGUUGGCGACGAGCGUAGCCGUCCGCGACUCCCUGAACGCGUCGGUUCAGGCGUUUUUCAAAGACUACCCACCCAGAAUUUCUACCACGCAAGACACGAUAAACGAUGCUCUGAACAACAUCACCAAGAUUCCCGACAGCGUGUGGCCAUUAGUGGAGAACUCAUCAGUCACUUGGGACCUUGAUUCAGAAGUCCCACAGGCGGUAGAAGACGCCUUGGUAACACUGUUUACCUCUGUGACCACCAUGGCUAUUGCGAUGCUGAACGCUCUGUUCGCGGCAUUCGGCAUAAAGAUCGACGAGGAUAUUGCUGAAAAGGAUCCCGGUGCCUCCAGAGACUUUAGCCACGGGAAGUACCAACUUCUAGUGCAGGAGAAGACGUGGAGUCGCUACGCACUAGUGUUUGCGUACGGAUACAUUGCCUCGGGGUGCACCAUGCUCUUCAUGGCCGUUCUAACCAUCACCGUCAAGACGACGCCCUAUACGGCCUGGCCAAUCAUCCGCCUCGUGUUGGUCUUUCUACUGGCCAUCGGCACCGGCCUGGUCGCCGUGCUAUGGUUCGACGAAGAGAAGCUCUGGGAGUUUCUCUUCUCGACGUGGGUGCUGCCCACCAUCACUAUCGUCUGGUCCGUCAUCCUUGUCCUCACGCACCUCAACGGCGAGGGCAUCAAGCGCAACAAGCACCGCUUCAAGCGCACCAGGAACCCCCAGGAGGACAAGUCCCCGUACGACGCCUUUUCGGUGCCCAUGACGUCUCCGUCGGAGUGGAGCAGCGGGCGCCAUGACCGCAAGUACGCGCCCGACGACCGCGACGCCGAGACCCAGCAGCGGGUGCCGUUUACCCAGUCUUCAGAUGCUGCGACGCAUCACGAUUCGCAUGGGAGGCAGCGGUCCUACGACGGUAUCGGCAUGGCGUACGGCGGGUCGGACAGGCCGCACUCCAGCUACGACCCGCUCAAGACCUCGACUGAGUACAGAGGAGCCGCGGGUGUGUGA
Molecule: messenger RNA, 2121 nt
Organism: Purpureocillium lilacinum
Lineage: Eukaryota; Fungi; Ascomycota; Sordariomycetes; Hypocreales; Ophiocordycipitaceae
Source: RefSeq, a predicted model, not a curated record